This is a messenger RNA of Orbicella faveolata, 3226 nucleotides long. Its product is annotated as dynein regulatory complex subunit 10-like. NCBI's taxonomy places the organism in Eukaryota, Metazoa, Cnidaria, Anthozoa, Scleractinia, Merulinidae. The record is from RefSeq and is a predicted model, not a curated record.
CGAUCGAAACGCAUUUAGAAUUGGAACACUAAGAUGGCGGCCGUAGCUGUGGUGAGGGCAGAUACAACGGGUUCUGUGGCCUCGAGCUUUGAACAACUACUUCCCAAAGCGAAGGAAAAGUUGAAAGAUAAGGUUAAAGACACACUGGAUCCGCUUAAAGUCUUAGAUCCGGUCAGAAAAAAGCUCACAUCGGUCGAGGCACAACGAGUUAUAGCUGUCGUUGAUGAUUCGAUCAAGAGAUUGGAAUUAGUUUCACUGUUGCCUCACAUUAUCGAGAACUUGAACCGUUUCUCGGUGAUUCUUGGAUCCGAUCUGGUUCAGGUUUUGGAAGAGCAUGAUCGUGUACAAGCCUCUUAUCAGAAAGCCGUUUCGAAAUUCUCACUCGAGCAAAGGCGCACUCAGUCCGCUUCCCCCACAGUAUCGAAUGUUUCAUCACGUCGUUCUAGUGAAGCUUCCCAAGCUGUGUCAGAAAACCAAGACGGAGUCGUCAAAGAACCUGUUGUUCUGCAGGAAAGCAGGGCAAGUUCUGCUUCAAGGAAGCGUUCCUUAAGCCAAAAACCAGGUCGUUUAAGCCCACUCCAAGCGAGCGACGAUCAGGCUGUAGACCUCAAAGUAGUGUAUGGCCUCAGCACACACAUGAAGCAUUCUGUCAAAAAUAUCUUGCGUUUGUUUGCUUCUAAUCCAGCAACCAUGAAUGCACUCAAAGACCUUAGGAACGAACGGUCGGCCGAAGUGAAUGGAAUGAUCGACGAACUGGUUACCUUGAGAGCGAUUCUGUUUGAGAAGUUGCUAACAACACCAAGCGAGGAGAAAGAGAGGAGACAGUAUUUGAAGCAGAUUGUUGCGAGGGAGAUGAAAUCCAGUGAAACUGGACGAAAACUUCAAGAGGAACUGAAGAGAGCUAUCGAUGACAAAGAAAAUGAGAUUUCCAAGAGGAAUGACAUCAUUCGAAGACUGAAAAAUGACAUCUACAAUGUUGAGAAGACUGCAGAGGAGCAAAGUCGCAGGAUCAUAACUGAGGCAGCCAAACAAGAUGCAUCAGAAAUGAAAACUUCUGACAGCAAGAAAAGCAAACUACAGCAGGAAAUUAUAGAGCUGAAGAAGAAACUAGAGUCAGACACACUAGCUCAUAGAGAGAGUGAACUGGCUUUGCGAAAGCGAAAAUACAAGAUUGAAACAGAGGUAGAGAACUGGAUUCAAAAGUUUGAUACUGAUAUGGGAGAAAGACAGGACGAGUUUGAUGCUUUAGAUGCAAUUUACACGGAAGAAAAGAGACAGCUUAACGAACUGGAGGAGCGUUUCAAGACGCUAGAAAAGGAAUAUCUAGAAAUCGUGGAGGCGAGAAGAAUUGCUAAAGAAAAAGCUGAAGCUGCGGAAAAAGAAUUGAAUCUGAAAAUACGCGCCGCCAGACUCAUCCAGUCGCUAUGGCGCGCGCACAAGGCGAGAAAGGCGCUGAAGAAUAAAAAGAAAAAAGGAAAGAAAGGCAAAAAGGGCAAGAAAAGUGGAGGAAAGAAGAAAAGAUAGUGAGAUGCUACGAAGGCAUAGGCAAAUUAAGACGACGAUUUUUCAAGCAUGAGCAUAAAAGUGGGGACAGCCGGACAUAAGCAUGAGCAUAAGAAUAUCAAAACCUUGCGCUUUUCUUAUGUUUAUGCCUCUGUCUCUGUUAUGUACAGCGGGGACGUGGUUGGCAUAAGCAUAAGCGAAAGACUUUCAGUCAAUCAGCGAGCACUUUAUGCUUAUGUCAACCAUUGCCUCACUGAACAUAACACCGACAUAUGUAUCAACAGAAGCAGAGGGAUGAAUGAAUGAUUAUACUUAUGUCGCAUCCGUCCGCAAUAACGCGUAAGCUUCUUAUGUUUAUGCUUAUACUUGCGUCGCAAGUGAGAUCCGGGCUUGGUUUGCAAUGGAAGCUACUUCAGCAGUAAAAUGGCGUUUGUACACAUGCGCUGUUCAUUCAUCUUGGUACAUCUUGUUCAUAUACUGAGGCGCUUUCCAUUCAACAAAAAUUCCAAGAAUUCCGAAAUGGGGAAAUUUGGUACGGAAAUUUCCCAGAAAAGUGUUCAGAAAGUCCGAAAAUUGUUGAGUUUCCGAAAAGCCUACUAUUCCAACGAAAAUUCCGGAACAUUCUUGGAGGAAAACCAAUGGAACGGAAAAUUUCGGUAAGACAUUUCCGUAAAUUUGACUAUACCUCGCGAGGUUGUCCCCUUUUCCAAAAGUUUCCGAAAAUGUUAUACUCGUCACUGGCAAUUUGCAGAAAUUGAAACCAGAAUUUUACAUCGAAUGGAUAGUGCCCUGAGUUUUUUGGAGAACUGACAUCGAGGCAGUGCAAAACAAAUCAAAUUCCAUUGUUUUUUAGGAUUGUAUUGUGACUUUGCACAUAGCUGUAAUUAUGAAAGAGCGAGAUACAAAACUUAGAAAAAAGCAAACAGAAUGGUUAAAAAUAACCGCGAGUAAGAUAAAAAUUCAUGUUUUUGUGAACUGACAUCGACGUUACAUCGAAUCGUCGUCGUGCGAAUUGGCUUAAUCGUUGUAGUUAAUGUACAAUAUAAUUGUAAAUAUUCAAACCAUGUAGUGCAAAAAGUAGCACGAAAUAAAAACAAAGCAUGUUCUUUAAAGGAAUUGACAAAAAGGUAUUUUUAUCUGUUGCAGAGUAUUCUGAUUAACUUAACUUAUUUCAAACUGCUGUAACAGUUUGUUAGCGUGUGUAUCAAUCCCUUUCUGAGGGGAGGGGAGAAGGAAAAGCCUGCUUCUCAAGUUAACUCAUUGACCAAGACAUUUCAGGCGACUUUGAUGACAAGACAAGCAACUUUCGGAGGUUUGAUCCAAAUUCGAAAAACCUGACUGUACACUUGUAAAAAUCAGACCUUUCUUUUAGAAUAUAUCCAGCUUAGGCUAAUGAGAGACAAUUAUACGGUAUAAAAGAGCGAGCAGUCCUUCGAGGUCCUUGAGCGAGAAAAUAAAUUUACACAGCGACUCACAAGGGCUGUUUAUAAAAGAAAAAAGAGACUGUUUGCCGUCCUACCCAUCACGGAUCGGAGCUCGGAGUUUUCUUAUUCCAACCCGUGAGAGUAUUACAGCACUGAAUAACUCAAUAAUAUCACUGUAUACCCUCCAUACCACAGUGGAGCUGGCGGCAAGUUAGUUCGAUUGCCGCCCUCGGGUUCAGUUCCCGAAGGUGCUCCCGAGAAUCGAGGGGAAGAGGGCGGGCUCGUUUUCCCGAACAGUG